Messenger RNA from Phaethon lepturus (White-tailed tropicbird), 2283 nucleotides. Its product is annotated as nuclear pore complex protein Nup93-like. NCBI's taxonomy places the organism in Eukaryota, Metazoa, Chordata, Aves, Phaethontiformes, Phaethontidae. Gene Ontology annotation, cellular component: nuclear pore. The record is from RefSeq and is a predicted model, not a curated record. Gene Ontology annotation, molecular function: structural constituent of nuclear pore. Gene Ontology annotation, biological process: protein import into nucleus; poly(A)+ mRNA export from nucleus.
GGAUUCCUGAAGAAUGAAAAAGAUAAUGCAUUGCUGUCAGCCAUUGAAGACUCUAGAAAGAGGACUUUUGCUAUGGCUGAGGAGUAUCACCGAGAAUCAAUGCUGGUUGAGUGGGAACAGGUGAAACAAAGGAUCCUUCAUACCCUGCUUGCAUCAGGGGAAGACGCUCUCGAUUUCACCCAGGAAAAUGAGCCUAGCUAUGUUGGUGAGUUGGGUCCUCCAGGUCGCAGCUCUCUGGACAACAUGGAGAUGGCGUAUGCUCGUCAGAUUUAUAUUUAUAAUGAGAAGAUAGUGAAUGGACAUCUGCAGCCUAACCUGGUGGACCUUUGCGCUGCUGUUGCAGAACUGGAUGAUAAGAACAUCUCUGAGAUGUGGGCCAUGGUGAAACAAAUGACCGAUGUUACCCUGGUUCCUGCUAGCGAUGCCUUGAAAGUCCGGACCAACAUGGAGGUGCGUAUGGAGUUCGUGAGGCAGGCUCUGCGCUACCUAGAACAAAGUUACAAAAACUACACCUUUGUGACAGUCUUCGGAAACUUGCACCAGGCUCAGCUGGGUGGAGUCCCAGGCACCUACCAACUAGUCCGCAGCUUCUUGAACAUCAAACUCCCUGCGCCUGUCCCUGGUCUUCAGGAUGGUGAGGUGGAAGGCCAUCCUGUCUGGGCACUGAUUUACUACUGCAUGCGCUGUGGAGAUUUGACUGCAGCCAUGCAUGUGGUGAAACGGGCACAGCACCAACUGGGAGAGUUUAAAACCUGGUUCCAGGAGUACAUGCACAGUAAAGAUAAAAGACUGUCUCCUGCCACAGAAAAUAAACUGCGUCUUCAUUACAGGCGAGCUCUGAGAAAUAAUACUGACCCGUACAAAAGGGCUGUCUAUUGUAUUAUUGGCCGUUGUGACAUUACAGAUAACCAGAGUGAAGUUGCUGAUAAAACAGAAGAUUAUCUUUGGCUAAAACUGAACCAAGUGUGUUUUGAUGACAAUGGUGCAAGUUCUCCACAAGACCGACUAACGUUAUCACAGUUCCAGAAGCAGCUACUAGAAGAUUAUGGUGAAUCACAUUUUGCAGUGAACCAGCAGCCUUUCCUCUACUUCCAAGUAUUGUUCUUGACAGCACAGUUUGAAGCUGCAAUUGCUUUUCUCUUCCGGACAGAGCGUUUGCGUUGUCAUGCUGUUCAUGUUGCAUUGGUCCUGUUUGAGUUAAAAUUGCUCCUGAAAUCUUCUGGGCAGAGUGCACAGCUAUUAAGCCAUGAAGCUGGUGACCCUCCUGGUGUCAGGCGUCUAAAUUUUGUGCGGCUUUUGAUGCUUUACACACGUAAGUUUGAAUCAACAGAUCCAAGGGAAGCUCUUCAGUAUUUUUACUUUCUCAGGAAUGAGAAGGACAGCCAAGGAGAGAAUAUGUUCUUGCGUUGCGUUAGUGAACUAGUAAUUGAAAGCAGAGAGUUUGAUAUGAUUCUUGGAAAGCUGGAAAAUGAUGGUAGUAGAAAGCCUGGAGUGAUAGACAAGUUUACAAGUGACACAAAACCCAUUAUUAACAAAGUGGCUUCUGCAGCAGAAAAUAAAGGAUUGUUCGAAGAAGCUGCAAAACUCUAUGACCUUGCAAAGAACCCUGACAAAGUUUUGGAACUGAUGAACAAGCUCCUCAGUCCCGUCGUUCCCCAGAUUGGCACUCCCCAGUCGAACAAAGAGCAAAAGAACAUGGCCCAUGCCAUUGCUGAGAGGUACAAAGCUCAGGGGAUAAGUGCAAAGAAAUCCAUUGACUCCACGUUCUAUCUUCUGCUAGACUUAAUCACGUUUUUCGAUGAAUAUCACGCUGGUCACAUUGACAGGGCCUUUGAUAUUAUUGAGCGCCUAAAGCUUGUACCUCUUAGCCAAGAUUGCGUAGAGGAGAGAGUCGCUGCCUUCCGGAAUUUCAGCGAUGAAAUCAGACACAAUUUAUCUGAGGUCCUGCUUGCAACCAUGAAUAUUCUAUUCACCCAGUAUAAGAGGAUGAAAGGCACAAGCCCAGCCACUCCUGCCAGACCCCAGCGGGUAAUGGAAGACAGAGAUUCGCAACUUCGAUCUCAGGCUCGUGCACUGAUAACGUUUGCUGGAAUGAUCCCUUACAGAACAUCGGGAGACACGAAUGCAAGACUGGUGCAGAUGGAGGUCCUUAUGAAUUAGCAGAGAAGCUUUUACGUAGGGUUGCAGCAACCUGUGCCCAUCUUUAGUACGUUCAGAGGGUGGGACCAGGAUCAUUUUGUAUUCUGUAUUUUUGUUGAUGGAAAUAAAUUUCUUUGAUUUCUA